Messenger RNA from Loxodonta africana (African savanna elephant), 1887 nucleotides. Its product is annotated as transmembrane serine protease 11F. The record is from RefSeq and is a predicted model, not a curated record. Gene Ontology annotation, molecular function: serine-type endopeptidase activity. Gene Ontology annotation, biological process: proteolysis. Lineage: Eukaryota; Metazoa; Chordata; Mammalia; Proboscidea; Elephantidae. The transcript has 9 exons. Gene Ontology annotation, cellular component: plasma membrane; extracellular region. The annotation marks the transcript as partial.
CAAGCUUUUAAUUGCCCUAUUAUUUCUUUCUUUCUUUUUUUUUUUUAUUACAGACCAGUUGAAUUUUCAGAACCUGAAUACCCACAAGUUGAAUAUCAAAGGAGGCAGCAAUUUUGGGAUCCUAUAAGGCUAGCUGUUUUCACAUUGGUGAUUGCAGCAAUUAUAGGAAUUGCAAUUGGUAUAGUUACUCAUUUUGUUGUUGAGGGUGAUAAAUCUUUCUAUUACCUUGCCUCUUUUAAAGUCACAAAUAUCAAAUACAAAGAAAAAUAUGCAAUGAAAUCCUCAAGGGAGUUUACAGAAAGGAGUCAUCAGAUUGAGAAAAUGAUGUCCAGGAUAUUUCAACGUUCUGCAGAAGGUCGGUUUAUCAAAUCUUAUGUUGUCAAACUAAAUCCAGAUAAAGAUGGUGUGAACAUUUUCAUGGUGCUCAUGUUUCGAUACCCAUCUGCUAGCAGUGCUGAAAGAAUCAAGAAAAGAAUUGAAAAGAUUUUAUAUCAAAGUCUGAAGACCAAAAACUUGCCUUUGACUAUAAACAAACCAUCAUUUACACUCACAGCUAUUGACAGCAAAAAGAUGAGGAAUUUUCUCAACAGUCGCUGUGGGAUAAGGAUGAGAUCUUCAAACAUGCCAAUGCCAUCAUUCUCUUCUACUGAAAGGCUUGUCCAUGGAAGAGAAACAGCUACAGUUGGAGAGUGGCCAUGGCAGGCCAGCCUCCAGCUCAUAGGGGCAGGCCAUCAGUGCGGAGCCAGCCUCAUCAGUAACACGUGGCUCCUCACUGCAGCUCACUGCUUCUGGAAAAAUAAAGACCCAACUCAAUGGAUUGCUACUUUUGGUAUAACUAUAACACCACCUGAAGUGAAACGAAAUGUGAGGAAAAUUAUUCUUCAUGAAAAUUACCACAGAGAAACAAAUGAAAAUGACAUUGCGUUGGCCCAGCUUGAUACUGGAGUUGAGUUUUCAAGUAUAGUCCAGAGAGUUUGCCUCCCGGAUUCAUCUGUAGAGUUGCCACCUAAAACGAGUGUAUUUGUCACAGGAUUUGGAUCCAUUGUAGAUGAUGGACCUACACAAAAUAAACUUCGACAAGCCAGAGUAGAAGUCAUAAGCACUGAUGUAUGUAAUAGAAAGGAUGUGUAUGAUGGGCUGGUAACUCCAGGCAUGUUGUGUGCAGGGUUCAUGGAAGGAAAAGUAGAUGCUUGUAAGGGUGAUUCUGGUGGGCCUCUGGUUUAUCCUGAUAAUCAUGACAUCUGGUACCUUGUUGGUAUAGUAAGUUGGGGACAAUCAUGUGCUCUCCCCAAAAAACCCGGAGUCUACACGAGAGUGACUAAGUAUCGAGACUGGAUUGCCUCAAAGACUGGCAUCUAGUGUGAAUUGCUCGUGAAUUGUAUCCAUGGCACACAGAGGUGAAACUCUUCCAUGUCGUGUAUUAUUCAUGUUCAUGUGGUGUGGAUCAGUGCCUUUGCUGGAGGUCAAGAAGCCCUUCAGACUCAGAACAAUCUAAUAUCAUGAAGUGGUAGCCCUUGUGUACAUAUGACCCAGCUCUCUCUCUACCAUGAGGAAGAAGACACAGCAAAUGACAGAUAGCACCGAUCCCUCACUCACAAGAAAAACUUGUUCCUCAUACUUCUUACUAAGGCAAAUACUUAUGAAUGGUCCCCCCCCCCGGCCCCGUGGAAGAGGGGGAAUAUCAUUUUCCACAGGAUAUGAAGAGCCAGUGUUGCCAAGAUAUUACCUCAUACAGUAUCUGGAACACCUGGGAUUCUUCUAGAUAAAUGUCAUAUAGAAGUCGUUCCUGAAGAUUCAGAGAUUCAAAAUUCUAAGACUGAUAACUUAGUGUACAUUCCACGGGUAGAAUGGAGAAGCAUGGGCUUUGUACUAUAAUUUGAACUCCAA